Messenger RNA from Pocillopora meandrina, 8529 nucleotides. The record is from the annotation of a GenBank genome assembly. NCBI's taxonomy places the organism in Eukaryota, Metazoa, Cnidaria, Anthozoa, Scleractinia, Pocilloporidae.
GCCGAGCCUGCCCAUGUGAGUAUAUGAUCUGCAGGAACAUGUUUAAAAAGUAAGUCGCAAUUUUUUAGAGCAUUUACAGUUUCCGACGGUUUGCUUGAGGGUUGAUAUCUCGCGCUUUAUAUAGAUCCGGUGAUUUGAAUUGAUUUCUGAUUUAAGGAUGAAAAUAAUUUUUUUUCAAACCUCUUCUUUGCAAUACUUAUCAUCGGGAGAUUUCGGGUAGACCUAUCCUCCAUCGAAGAUACAAAUACCUCCAAAAUUCUGGCUGUGUUAGAUUUUGCUUUUAUUUUAAUUUUUCCCUCAUUAUUCUUGGUCCCGAAAUGUAUUAAAGACAAUUCGAUUCUCUAAUAAUCUUUAUAUAGCAUUAUUUGUCGACAAAAUUGAAAUUUUCUUUGAAAGAUUUCAGGCAAGAGAGUCUGUAUCAGGGGUAAGUCAAGUUAAGUCAUCUGUCCAGCGUGGGAUAAAAACCAAAUUGGUGGAUCAAUUCCCUCCUAUUGAUGAUUACAUAGCGCAAAUAUUUCCAAAAAAGGAACCCCUAGUUCUUGUGAAAUGGUGAGUCAAAUACCUUUAUUUGUUAGGAUUAUUCAAGAACAGUCUGUUAACUAUUUUUUAAAAUUUUUUUUAAAAGAUGAUUACUUGACAAUCACAUGAUAAUUGCAAGUAUCUGAUAACAGGCCAAUUAGGAAUGCCUUGCUCAUAACCUCAAAAGAAAUUUCGAAACAUUUAACCUUUUACACCCUAAUAUCAAUAUGUAUAUUCUCCAUACUGUUCAUCGUACAUUUCUUAAGGUGCUGACAAGGAGAAUUUGUUAAACAAUCAAGAGCUACUUCAGUUGGUGAUCAUUUCCCUUAUUCUUGUGACCUUCAUGUGUGAUUCAGGGAAGAUAUUGGGGGAGAAAUUAGUUGUUAGUCACUCUUAGGGGUGAAAGGGUUAGUUGGCAUCACUGUUGUUGGAGAUUUUUUAAUCACUCUGUAUUCAGCCACUUGAUAAAUAAUAAUUGAUUGAAAAAUAUACCUGUGUUAUAAGUAUAUAGCAUACUGAAUUAAAUCACUUGUCACAUUUCUAACACUGUGUAUUUUUUUUAUAGUCAUGAGCAUAUAGAAAUAUUAUCUGUCAACCAAGAGAUUCUUUUCUUCAGACAAAGAGAAGGAGAUUACUUACCAUCUCUUAGACUCUUACACAAAUGUAAGUUGCUUACUAAAAAAUUUAAUUUUAGGUUUAAUAUUGGGUGAACAGCUUUUUUUAAUUAUAUAAAUAUAAUUAUACAUACAUACAUUUAUGUAGAGGAAAAUUACCAGUGCUGGUCUUGUUGUUGCUGUUGUUGUUUUACUGGGUUCUCAACUGGCCAUAUAAAAAGGUUGGGUUUGGAGCCCUGAAAGUUUCUUUCUUGUCUAAUUUUCUGAAAGUGUGGAGUUUGAAAUAAAUAAAGAAUACUAGAUAUUUCACAUAGUUUAUUUCACUCCAUAGUUUCUGUAUUUCUGCCAGAAGAUGUGUUAUCAAAGUAAAUAGCAAGUGGUUUGAAAAAAAAAGAAUCAAAUACUUUAUUGUCACAUUUUAAGCCCUGUAAUUUUAUAAUGUUUCUUCCUUGCCUAAAGAAACUUAACUUAUGAUAUCUUUUUUUUCCUAGAUCCAGUCAUUUUACCUUGUCAACAAGUUGACAAAGGAGCAAUCAAAUUUCUACUUAGUGGUGCAAAUGUUAUGUGCAGAGGUUUGACCAGUCCAGGAGCAAAGCUUGCAGACUUGCCAAAGGGAGCAGUAGUUGUAUCCUUUCUCAGAUACUAGCCUGACCCUCCUUGUUAGGGUUUUCCUCUCUAUUUCUUACCCCCACUCCCUUCCUCCACCCCUUUCCUCAGUAAAUACAGAAAAAUAACAGGGGCCAGACUGCAGGGCUGUAGCCAUUAGAAAGGGGCAGGGUGGAGUAUACAAAUAAUAUAGAUGUAGGUUGGUGAGAAGUUUACCAAUGAGUUAUGUCAAGGGGGAGGGGUGUAGUUUUCAAAUGUCAAAGCUUUAGAUCUCUGUAUGUUCUGGUGUGGGCCCUUUUCUAUCUUUUUGAGUAUUUUCUCUUUAAAUUGUUUGGGUCUUUUCUAGUCAUUCUCUCUCAAGAAGAUGCUGACAGAUGUUCUUUCUCUUGCCCAAAGCUUUGGUCAAAAUCUGUAAAUGGAUUUUAGAAUACAGGAACCCUUAAGUUUUGAGGGAUUGUAGGUCCAAAGCUUCUAUCUACAAAUGGCAAGCUUUUUUGGGUGGUGAUAAGGAAGCUCCUGCUUGCUCCAUACCAAAGUAACGAGCUGUUUCCUUCAUGAGAAACUUUGAUAUUAGGGAUUGUUGAAUUGAAUAGAUUACAGAAUCACCCUUUGUCAUGACUUCCCAUAGAAUUAAUAAUUUGACAAAGCGGUAUUUUCAUCAAGCUGAGCAAUUUUCUUUCAUCCCCCUUUCUUCUUCUUUUCUAUGUUUUGUUUGCCUUUACUCAAGCUUAGGCAAUAACUGCGGAGGGAAAACAACAUGCUCUAGCAAUAGGAAAAAUGACAAUGUCUGCAGGAGAAAUGUAAGUGAGACCAGUACAGAUGUAGUAAUUAGGAGAAAUUGUUUUCUUUUAUUAGAUGAGGUAGGUGUUCUAUGAAAUUUUUUUUAAGAAAUUUGAACUUGGUGGAAAGCAAAAUAAGGGAAGGAAAACAAAAGGCUACAACAGACAAAAUCUCUUCUAAGGAAAGUGAAUUUUUGAGGAGAAGUACUCACCUUUUCAAUUUUUUAUUUUUCUUUGUGAAGCCACAUUUUUCAUGGUCUUUGAUUUCCUGGGUGAGAUUGUAUUCCUCAUGUAACAUGUGUAAUAAAAUAGUUCUGCCCAUAAAUGAGUGUCCUGUUAUUGUACCUGUUUUGUUUGAGUUUUGAUUGUUCUGUUGAACUGCUGUGAAGGAUGCUAUCUUCUAAUCACUUUGUCAUGUUCAUUUUGUUUUAUUUUUUUUUUACCUCGGCAGACGAGAUACAAACAAAGGAAUUGGUAUUGAGGUGAUACACUUCUUGAAUGAUGGACUUUGGCAAAUGAAGCAGUUGGAAAAAUGAUUAUUUAAACAAAUGAUGUGUAUAAAGAUGAAAGUUAAUGGACAUUGUUAAGUGCAAAUGUAAAACCUUCUCAAGAAUGUCUAUAGCAAUAACUUGCAAAGUAAUGUAUGAUAGUAGAGGAGAGAAUCAUUUAAAGCUGUUUUAAUGCACAUGAAUAUCAAUUAAAGAACAAUUUUGUUUUUUUAACUUACAUUUGAAUUUACCUCUAUCUAAUGUCUCUUUCUUAUAUUUAUUGGAUUUUGUUUAAUAUGUGAUUGACAUGUAAUACUCUCUGUAUUUGUACUCAUGAUACAAAAUAUAGUUUAUUGUUACAUCCCAGGGGUAAUUGUCCUAGGCAAAGGGUGAAUUAUUACCUAUCUGGCACCACCACCCCCCCCCAAUGCAAACCGGCAUACAGAGAGACAUGGUGAAAACAACUUUGAUGAGAUGAAAUAUGAGAGAAAAUGAUAUGCUCAUCUGGAAAUAACGGCAAGUGCCUUUACUUCUUAGCCUGUGAUUGUUGCAGAAAUAGGCCUGGGAUGAAUGAGUGCCCAUUUCCCUCAAGAGUCUGAAAGAUAUUCUCUGUUAGCACAAAUAGCAUAAACCUAGACGCAAAAAGCAUGGGUUCCUUUUUGAGGGUGUUUAUUGGAUUCCAUGUGGGGAGAGAUGUGAACAUUGUUUCAGUUGGGUUUCUUUUAGGAGUCUUACGUCUUUUUUUCGGUUUACUUUUUUGCACUACUGUGUGGACUCUUCUUCACCAGUCUCUGACGGUCUUGUGCAUGAUAAUGAGGUACCCUACAAAAGGCGGGAAUAAAUUUCAAGAUGGCGGAUGACAACAACGAAGUAAAAGACGAGCUUCCGAGGUGCUCGACGCUGUUCCUUUCAAAAGAUGGAUCACAAAUGCAAUUUUAUAUGACGCCUUGUGCAAUGAAAACCCGUUUGCGACCACUUAUACACGUAAGUUUCUUCGAAGAUCUUUUCAAGGAGCUCAACUCAUCUGGUUUCAAAUUCAAAGUUACAACGCGGUGCGUCAACGCUGGCAUAGUUUAUUUCUAUCAAUUGCAUUUGUUGUUGUGUUGAUACUCAACUUGUUGUUUUGAUGAAUGAUAUUCUUUCAGAAUGGAGGUGGUCAACUAUCUAGUAAAGUGUCAACCGACUCUAUCAAGUGAGUACAAUUCGUCAAACGAAAAUUAGAAAUUUUAAGUUAUCCAGUUUGCUAUGUUUAUGCAUCCGUGUUAUUAAAGGAAAGAAAACAGGAUCACAGAUGCUAUCUAAUUGGUUCAUUUGUGUUCGACUUAUAGGCUUGCUGUUCCUGGGACUGUCAGUAACUUGUCUGGUUAUUUCUCUACUGAGUACAUCUUCGACAGCAUAAAGCACAACAAACUACAAGAUAUGACCAAUUAUCGGUAAGUGCUUCGAGUAUUUUUAUCCACUUAUUUUAUUUAAGGCUAACUAGAGGUAUUGAAAUUUCUUCUGAAUUUGUGCAAAGAAGAAAAUGUGCCCAUGGUUGGGUCUUUUUAUGGAGUUCUGGGUUUCUGUCAUUUACAUUUACAUCUGUUUAUCAACAACCUCAACUGAUCCCUUCCUCCAACCUAUACCUGUUGCAUUACCUACAGAUAUUAGAGAAAUCUUGAUACAGGGUUCUUUCAACUCUUAAGCUCCUUCUCAUUUCUCCUUACAGUAUUGCCCUUAAAUCAAAUGUAAAGGUCAUGAGAAUAAAGGAAAUGAUUCCCAUUUAAGAAGCUCCUGGUUAUCACACAAAUUCUCCUUGUCAGUACCCCAUAGGAAAUGUAGAGGACAGUGUGGAGAAUAUGAAUACCAAUGUUAGGGUGUAAAGGGUAAUAAUGUUAGAUGUUAUGUCCCUUGGCAAGCCUGGAAAUAAGUUUUGUUCUGUAUUAGUUCUUAUUGGUCUGAGAGAGGGCAACUAGCUAGGCCAAGCUUUUGCCCAUAACAAUCUGAAAUUUACUGUAUGUUUCCUGAUGAUUAGCUGUUAUUUGUUAUCUUACCUGGCUUUUUAAGUUCCCAACACAUGACAAAAGAAAAAAAAGCAAAGCAAAACAAGAAACAGAUGGAUGAAACAUAUAGUCAUGUUGAUCAAAUGUUUUUUCUCUUGAUCAAGCAUUACAUCCCAGAUUGAAAGGAAACUUGAGGUUGAAAAUUCAGAAGGCAAGAUGAAAGUAAGGUAAGAUAUAGGCUAAUAUGUAGACAUGUAGCUAGGAAAUUCUUAGUAGUUCUGAUACUUAGAACUGUUUAAAAACUGCACUAUUGUAUAAUUAUAUUCAUGGUAAAAAAGGGCCAUUGGAGUUGUUAUAAUAUUUUUAUACUCCUAUUUGACUUUGAGAUAGAAGCAGUGUCACUUCAAUGGUAGAAUAUUUGGACCAAAUAAAUAAUUCAUGCUUUAAGAAAAAAUUGUUGUAUCAACAAAAGAUCUAUGUUCCUACAGGAAGCGGAAUGGACGAAUUGCAUAUACUCCUGAAGAGGAUUUGGCUUUGUUGGACUUCGUGAAUGAAUAUUUUACCUGCUAUCCUAUUGGAGGGAAUGCUCUGUACAAAAAGGCUGAAAAGCAAAAGGUGAGAAAGAAAAUCUUUACUUUUUUGUUGUUCUUUGUUGUCUCUCCUCUGGGGAAUGGGGUUACUAGUGUAGCAAGAUGAUGCAUAGCUGUAAAUACAAUUAUAAUGAUUUUGAUGUAGAUCGUAAAAUGAAGAGGUUUGAUGUCAGUUGUAAUGAUUAUUGUUGUUAUGGUUAAUGAUCACUCUCACCACUUGAAAGCUGCUAAGCAUGACAAAUUUUUUUAUUAAUAUGAAAUUUCAUGUGUAGGUUACAACUCACACAUGGCAGUCAAUGAGAGACCAUUAUCUCAAAGUUUUACAUCCUAAAACAAAAAUUGAUAAGCGGUACAGUCAACUGUCCUUGUGGACAAGAGGUGGAAAAAAUUCUUCUGGUAAGAUAGAAUAGUUUUAUUGGAUUUUCUGAUUGCUCUGAAGAUGAUGGUUCUGUAAAGGACUGUUAUGGUUGACAAGAAUGUUGUUUCUAAAUUAAAAUUUGUAGGUUUUAAAGGAAAUGAAAACAAGAAACAUGACAGACAGAAAAAAACUGAGAAAAAAUUUUCCAUAACAGAGAAAGGUAAGUACAUGUAGCUCAUGCAAACAUUUCAAGUAAAGUGUAUGGCAGAGAAGUAUUUCAUCCAGUCUUCAUAUUUCAAACCACUGGACAUAAGGAAAAGUUUCUCUAGACAAUUUGGUGUCAGAUAUUCAAUAAAAAAUUGCAUUGAAACGCUGAAAAACAUUCAUUUUUGGAAAGUGGGGAAUGGCAAGACUUCUACUUUGAUACCAAUCUACUUAGCAAUGAAAAUGCCUCAGAAAUCUGAUUGGUUUUAUAUGCUGCUGGUUUUAUCUCAUUGUUGUAUAUUUUCAAUUUUCAGGGGAUGCAAGGAUAACUAGGGCUCAGGCUGCAAGGAUGAAAGAAGAAAAUGAAAAAGAUGAAGGAACAGUAAAGGAAGAUAAAGAAAAUGAGGAAGGAGAUGAAAAGACAGAUGGAAAUGGGGAAGAGAAAGUUGACACAUCACAUGAGGAUACUGACGAAACAGAUAGUGAAGCAAAAAAUGCUGCAACUACAGGUAGUCCUUAAUGAUCUUCUCUUGCUAAUAAUAAUGUUAUGUAGAGUGUGUGUAUGGCUUGAGGUCUGACUUAUUUGAAUCAAUUGAAAAUUUUGAAGCUUUAUUGAAAAUAAGAUAAUGACAAUAAUGUUAGAAAUAAUUUUGCUUGUAUCUUACAGUUAGUACAAUUUCUUGCACCUCAACCUUUCAUACAACAUACUUUGUCACCAAGCCUCAUAUAGCAAAACUUAUUGUUGAAGUGUAUUCUUGUAGUUGUCACUGGAAAAAUACAUUGAGAGGACAAAGUUCAUUCUCUUUGUUGGAAUAAAAUUUUAACAUGGGAUUUUAAAAUGUAUUCAGUUUAUUUCAUGAUAAGUUUUGUCCUGUUUUGUUAGAAAACUUUCCAGAUGUUGAAAGUACAGCUGAGGUAAGCAGUGCUGGUGAAGAUGUGGAUUAUGAUAAACAGUUUGAUGACAACCUUCUUCUAAUAGCUUACAAAAGCAAGCAAAGACCUUGUGUUAAUCAUGUUUGGGAAUCUUCUGAAGAUGAAAAUAAAACUGAAGAAAAGGAAGUCUCCUCAAGCCAAGAUACUGAUUCAAGUGUUGUGACAAGGAGGAGAAAAAAGUUAAGUGGCAAAAAGGACAAAAUGAGUGACUUUGAUGGAGAAGUUAUUUUUAGAAAGAGCCCUUCAGCGAGAAAAGGCCCUUCUGAUGAUGAGGAUGAGAAGAGGCCUUUGGCAAAGCGAAGCAAGAUGACAACCGAGUUUCCACCUGAUCAUGAAAAUGGCUCCAGGGGAAAGGAGGCAAAAGAGAUGGAAGCACAUUUACAUUUCUAUCAACAGAUGAGAAGCAACAUUGAGGUUCAUAAUGUUUGUACUUAGCAUGGACAACCUGAUGACAACUUGUUUUAAGCUAGUUUAUCAGAGCAUCCCUGUUAGAAAUAUCUGUAGCAAAGGUUCAGAUCCACCUUGAAUUGCUGAAAAAGUAAGGGUGGCUGUGAGCUCACCUGUACACUUGCACUCUGGAACACUUCUUAUUUUUAUAACUUAAGUAGAAGAAUAACCCUUGAUCUAUUGAUUGCAAUGUUUAAGUGAAAAUUGCAUCUUCAAACUAGUUUUUUAAGUUACAGGAACACUAAAAUUACUGGUUAAAAUGAAACAAAGUGAAAUAUUGGUAUCAUUGUUCCAUCAAGUAAUUGGCAUUAAAAGGAAAAAAACCAUUUUGAGCAACCUUAAAUGAAGGCUGUUUUGAACUUGCAGAAAAUGCAGUCCAAGAACAUGACAGUUCCUCAGAUCAUCCACACUUUGCUCGUCAGCUCUGGAGAUUUUGGCGAUGCUGAAAAUUAUCUUAAGGAGGGUAUGUACAGUUCUGGACUUGAUACUCUAAAGGGUAGAUGUUGCUAUCCACUGGAUACAUAGCUAUCCAGUAGAAAGCAUUUAGUCAACACUUAUCCACUGGAUGGCAAUUUAUGUAUUUGUAAUGGUUAUCCACUCUUUGAAUAAGUGGCACCUUGCUAAUUUGUGCCUGGCACAAUAUUAUACAGCACUUUUUUAAGGGAGUAAUUGUAUUUUGUGAAACUUUGUUUCAGAAUUUGGUUUGGUUCCACAUUUAUGUUUGCUUGCACUAGUUGUUUCUGUUCUAAAUGUAUUACUUCCUUCCUUAGGUAAAGAACAAUGGACACCCCAAGAGGAUAAGAUAUUGCUGAGUAAAGACAAGACAGGUAUAACCAGUCUUGCUAAGAAGAGGGGGUUACAGGCUGUUGUAGACAGGAUGAACUUCAUGGAGGGCACCAGCUAAAAAGUUUUCCACAAAAAAUCUUUCUUAGUUGCCCUAGUAAAAAUACAACAGUUUAUAUCUGGAAAAUGAACAAUUAUGAAAUAAGGUCUCAACAUCAUGUAGCAC